Phragmites australis (common reed) is the source of this 1876-nucleotide messenger RNA. RefSeq names its product protein WVD2-like 7. The record is from RefSeq and is a predicted model, not a curated record. Lineage: Eukaryota; Viridiplantae; Streptophyta; Magnoliopsida; Poales; Poaceae. The transcript is spliced from 8 exons. Bases 133 to 1626 code for a protein of 497 amino acids.
AUCGAACCGACCCCACCACCGAAAGCUGCUGCAAAUGCAAUUACACUCCCUGCCUCCCUCUCCGCCUCCCCACACGAUCCAUCCGAAUUCGAAAAGGCGACACCAAUCCGAUUCCGAUCCGCCCUUCCACCAAUGGGAGCCGAACCGGACUGUUCGCCACCGCCGCCGCCGGAGCUGUCGCCGGAGCCGGAGAUCUCUGGCCACGACCACCGGGGAUGGAAGGCGGACAUGAUGUCGGCGCUGGGGGAAUCGGUCUCCUUCGGGCGGUUCCUCUCGGAGCCGCUCGAGUGGGGGAAGUGGUCGGCGUUCGCGCACAACCGCUACCUCGAGGAGGCUUCGAGGCAGUCGCGCCCGGGUUCCGUGGCCCAGAAGAAGGCGUUCUUCGAGGCGCACUACGCCAGGAAGCGCAAGAGCGAGGCCGACGCCGCCGAUGAUGAUGAUGAGGACCGCGCCGAUGAUGAUGAUGAGGACCGAGCCGGUGGUGAUGGCGCCCUGGAGGCGGCGUACGGCGGUGCCACCUCGUCGUCGGUGACGGAGUCUUCCUGUAUGACGGAUGAGGCACCAGGGGAGGAGAUGAGCGGCGGUGUCGAUGCCGGUGAUGAGGAUUGCAGUGGCAGUGGCGGUGAUGGGCCGGUGGGAGUUUCGGAGGAGGUGGAGGCCAUCACCGAUGCGGUUGGUCCUUUCAGGAUGGAUGCAGCCGCGGAUGAAUUGUGUCACAUGAAUGGUGAGGCACAUGUUGAUGGAGUAAUUCAUUGCUUGCAAUCGCAGGAGAAGCAAGAUUUGUGCACCGGUAAUUUGGUGGCUGCUGAUGCGGUAGAGAAGCAACCGUUGAAGGAAAUUUCUAUUGUUAAUCAGGAUAUCACAGAUUCAGUCAAGAAAAGGAGGCUCCACAUGUCGUCGCUGCUUCAGAAACCGACCAAGUUCAGCUCUCCACCCUCGGGAAAGAAAGGGCAGUCUUCAUCGGUUAAAAGGCGAUCGCUGCUGCAUUCCGCAAUGGAGAACACCGCACCUCCUGGUACUGACAGUAGCAACCAAGCAGCAACUUCGGUCCCCAAAAAGAGGUCGACACUGACAGCGCUGCACAUGUCUAUGAGUUUCACGAGAUGUGAAACGGGCAAUGCUGCCUCGAGCUUAAGAAAUAUUGGUACGACGAUUGCUGAGAGGAUUAGCCAGUUGGAGUCUGGAAGCAGGCCUGUGGAAAAAACUCAACCUGAAGAAUUCAGGCAACCAAGAAAGACAUUUUCCAGAGCUUUGCCGGAAAUUGCUCCAAGGACAUCUCAAGUGGAAGAACCAAGAUCGACCCACGUAACGAGGGUCAAAGAGAUGUUAUUUGGUUUGACAUCACCAUCAGUGCAUCAGAAAACUGGUAUAACUAAAGAAAAAGAGAGAAAAUUCAACAAUGAACCUGGGUUUAAAGAAUCACGGCAGAGCUUUUGCUUCAAAGCUAGGCCACUGCCAAAUUUCUAUCGGAAAAGUAAACAAGCGAAGGAAUCAAGUCAGCAGACUGCCCAAGAGAUCCAGCACUUGCCAAACAGUGACCAUCUACUGAGUCAUGCACACCAAAUGAGUCAAGGUGUAUCCGAGGAGAAACAAAUAUGUUGUUUCCCAAUCAGAAAGCUAUAUUAGAUCUGUUCGCUUGUUUCUUAUCUCGCUAAUUCAGGGUUUCUAGUAAAUAAUAGCUUAUUCUUUCAUUCAUAUCAGUUGUGCUGUGUUACCUAGAACACCUAAUUUGUAGUCAGGUUAUCUUCUGAAUCAUCUUGAUGGAUGCCCUUCCCAAUCUAGCAAUACUCGAGUCAAGAGUUUGUGGUUGUAAUCUGGACUGGCAUUUUCUUGCUUGGAAAAAAUGUGAAUCAAAUGUGUUGUUGGGUAGUACUAA